UGGAUCGGUUUUUUUACCAAGCACCCGAAAACGCAUGGCAUGGAAGUUGCGAUGAAGUCUGCUAGGACGCUCCAAUUUAUUUCCAAGCUGAAUAGUUGUUGCACCACAGCACGUCUAUCCACUCCUUUAACUCAUGUUCGCUACUCCGCCACCAGCAGCGGAGAAGACGCAGCCAGUAAUGAUGCUCCUGAUAUUCUCCAGCUGCAUCUGCGAGCAGAAACCAAAGUUCAGAAGAUCAGCAAAGCCAUGAAAGCAUACUUGGAACGGGCCAAGGCGUACGAUGAUUUCAUAAAGAAGGAGCAACAUGAAUUUGACAUUGGCAAACGACAUCUUGCAAACAUGAUGGCCGUUGAUGUCGACGAAAUGACGCAGGAUGAUGUUGACAGAGCCAUUCAGUAUUUGAUGCUCGGCCUGCACGAGCCCAAGGCUCGACCUAUCAUGAAGCCUCCUGAAGACGUAUUCCCCAGAGAAAAAGCUGCGCAGUUCGACUAUUCUGGAAGGCCGUUUCACUAUCUAUUCUACACAACGAAGCCCCACUACUAUGGCGUGUUGCAUGAUGCAGUUAGCCAUGUGGCUGAAUUGAACCGCCUAGAAACCCGAAUGCUCAACAAAGGAGUGGCAGAACCAGAAGCUGCAAUGAAGUUGAGUCUACAGGACAGCACCUGGCUUCCAAAGAAGGAUCUUGAAGUGCUACUUGUGGAGUCAUUGAAGGAUAUUCAGUACGAGUACUUCGUCAAGACCCUAGAUCGAUUAGCGGAACAUCCGUACUCAUCACAAGUCAAGGAGUUCAUCAUGAAGUACAGAAAACCGAGGAUGGCGACAUUUAUUCGAGACGAGAUACCACCGUUACAAUAUGAUGAAACUGGAAGGCCUUAUGCCAAGGGUAGUGGUGCCAGAAAGCAUGUGAGGGCUGAAGUGACUGUCUGGGGCAAUGGCACGGGAAAAGUGACAAUCAACGGUCAUGGCAUCGAGUACUUUGACCAAAUUGCAGACAGGGAGCAGAUAAUGUUUCCCCUGCAGUUUACGGGACUCCUCAUGAAAGUUGACAUUGAAGCAACGCUCAAUGAAGCCGAAGGGUCAAGUGUUCGUGCAAAUGCCAUACGUCAUGGAGUGUCAUUAGCACUACGCAGCUUCGUCUCGGAGAAAGAGGUAGAGAGAAUGAGACUGGCUGGAUUGCUGACAAGGGACCCUCGCCGGAGGGAGCGCAAGAAGCCAGGCCAGGAAGGUGCACGUCGCAAGUACACUUGGCUCAAGCGGUAGUCUGAAGAUGACGAACACAUCAAAGUAGUUAGAAUGAUUAUUAAAUAAACAAGUAUAACACA
Rhipicephalus microplus (southern cattle tick) is the source of this 1322-nucleotide messenger RNA. Its product is annotated as small ribosomal subunit protein uS9m-like. Lineage: Eukaryota; Metazoa; Arthropoda; Arachnida; Ixodida; Ixodidae. Gene Ontology annotation, biological process: translation. Gene Ontology annotation, cellular component: mitochondrial small ribosomal subunit; ribosome. The record is from RefSeq and is a predicted model, not a curated record. Gene Ontology annotation, molecular function: RNA binding; structural constituent of ribosome.